CAGAGAACCCACGUCAAGGUACGCUCAGACAUUCCCACGUUCCAAACGAGCAUCGGAACGAACAUUGUCCGCAGACCUCUGACGCUUCCACAAGUUUUAGCUUCACGCCUUUAACCAGCAGAACAUCCUGCUUCCAUUCUCGCCAGAACUCUCCCCGAACAACCAUAAUCAUAAUCAGAAAUGGCGGCACCCGGAACUCAAUCCCUCAAGUGCGUUGUCACCGGUGAUGGUGCAGUCGGCAAGACUUGUCUCCUGAUUUCCUACACCACAAAUGCUUUCCCCGGAGAGUACAUCCCAACAGUCUUUGAUAACUACUCCGCGAGUGUUAUGGUCGAUGGCAAGCCGAUCUCCCUGGGCCUCUGGGAUACCGCCGGACAGGAGGAUUACGACAGACUGAGACCGCUCUCAUACCCCCAGACCGACGUCUUCUUGAUCUGCUUCUCCAUCGUCAGCCCUCCUUCUUUCGACAACGUGAAGGCCAAGUGGUUCCCUGAGAUCGAGCACCACGCCCCCAACGUGCCAAUCAUCCUCGUAGGCACCAAGCUGGAUCUGCGCGAGGACCCCGCCACUCUAGACAGCCUCAGACAGAAGCGCAUGGAGCCCGUGUCAUAUGACCAGGCCCUCGUGGUCGCGAAGGAUAUCCGCGCGCACAAGUACCUGGAGUGCUCGGCUCUGACCCAGAGGAACUUGAAGAGUGUCUUCGAUGAGGCUAUUCGUGCGGUGCUGAGCCCACGUCCUCAGGAGCGAGGCAAGAAGUCGAGGAAGUGCUUGAUCCUGUGAAAGGCUUAAUACCAGAACCUUAAAAAGAAAACAUCUACACUUGUCUACUCACCUCUUCUCACUCUACUCGUCGCCGGCUCAUCAAGAUUCCCCCUGGAUCUCCCCAGGAUUCCACAUGGAACAGAUUUGUCGAGCCUGAGCCUCUUCUCUUAUAUUUCCUCUCCAGCAUACUGUGCCUUUUCAUGCGGCAAAAAAAUCGGUGCAGAUACCGGGGUUUUAUUUUUUGCUAAUUCGUCUUGCCUGGAAUUUAUCUCUUUUGUCGAUACUGCGAACAAAGAGAAAAGGGGUGUUGUGGGGGAGAAGGGGCGCGGAUAUCCAGUUUGAUGCGAAGUUGUUUAACGCGUUUUCAUGAGGACUCGUUGCAUGUCAUCGUCGCAUCGCAUGCAGUUGCAGUCGCGAGUUCAGCAGGGGCUGUGUCGCAGUCUGUGGUAGAUUUUCUCACUGGGCGACAUAUGCGGUCAGUUUUUUUCAUCGGGAAAGAAUGGGGAUGGAUGUGCUUUUGCGAAUCGCUAGAGUGGACGUUGGGACGACGCGGGGGGAAGUGAUAAUUGCAUGGGACAUGAUUACUAGGCCGAUAUCACCCUAGUUUGCGUAGAUAGCUGGGGAUUUUACUGAUGAAUGAAUGCAAAGAGGAGUUAUUAAGAUCUGAC
Pseudogymnoascus verrucosus is the source of this 1430-nucleotide messenger RNA. It is a transcript of the gene RAC1, whose product is annotated as Rho GTPase. Lineage: Eukaryota; Fungi; Ascomycota; Leotiomycetes; Thelebolales; Thelebolaceae. Gene Ontology annotation, molecular function: GTP binding; protein kinase binding; GTPase activity. Bases 181 to 780 code for a protein of 199 amino acids. Gene Ontology annotation, cellular component: cell projection; cytoskeleton; plasma membrane. Gene Ontology annotation, biological process: regulation of cell shape; regulation of actin cytoskeleton organization; small GTPase-mediated signal transduction. The transcript has 6 exons. The record is from RefSeq and is a predicted model, not a curated record.